AUGUGUGUAUCAAUAACGGCUGAGCAGUACCAAAAUUUUACUGAAGAAGAGAAAGGUAAAUGGGUUUGUCCAGAAUGCCGGUGUAAUAUUCCGAAAGUAGACAACACCAAUACACCGAUUCGGGGAGUUUGCGUAAUGGACAAAUCGUUUUCACCGUCUUUUUAUGUGAACAAAGAACGAAGAGAUCGUCACAAUUACCGCGAAGUAUGUAACGAUAGUAGGAUUAUAGAGGAGAUCCGAGAGUUCCGCAUGGAAAUGAUUUCUCGGCUCGACGAUCAAAUGAAGGAAUAUAAACGGCUAGAAAAAAGAUUUAUUAAUACCGAAACUGAGCUGCGGGAAUUAAAAAAUAUUAUGAAAGUAGUACAGCAAAAAGCAAAUAAGGUGGAUGAGUUGGAGGAGCGUAUUAAAAACUUACAGAAAUAA
Molecule: messenger RNA, 423 nt
Organism: Parnassius apollo (apollo)
Lineage: Eukaryota; Metazoa; Arthropoda; Insecta; Lepidoptera; Papilionidae
Source: the annotation of a GenBank genome assembly